AUGGGAUGUGACUGUCCUAAAAGUAGGACACGUUCCCUGGAGAUUAUUAGACUUGAAGCUUAUAACAUCUUGUCAAUUUUGAGAUCACGAAUGCAAAGUACUCCCAGUUACUCUUCGACAUCAAAUUUAGUUCCUAUAUUAGGAUCUGAUACUUCAAGUUAUAAGUCUAAUGAAAUUAAUCUGAUAAGAAAAUUUAGGACUCUAAUCUCGAAUAUUUCUACACAUUCAGAUAAUUUUCUUGAAUUGGAAUAUAUACGUCCAUUUUUGGAAAUACUUGAAGGAUAUGAUGGAAAAAACGCCAAUAUAGUGAUUGCUACUCUGGAAACUUUGUCUAAUUUAUCAAAAUAUGAUUUACUCUGUUUUAAUCCGGAAGUAUCCCAUGAGUUAUUGAAUACUAUAUUUGAUUCGAUUUUAUCGCUCUUUUCCAAGGUAGUGGAACAAAAAGAAGAUUUUUUGAUUAUAAAAUUACUAUCUUGUUUAGAAUUUUUAUUACUUUCUAAAUUGGGAAUCUUUAUUAAUGCCAACAAUAUUACGCGAAUGAUUAAUCUGUUUAUUGUUUUAAUAACCAUUAGAAAUCGUAAUUCUAUAGUUCGCAAGUUCUUUCACCAAAAAAUUGUAGAGAUAUUGUUGGCUUCCCUAAAUAAUGAAAAAACGGAUGAACCAGACGUUUUUAAGAAUCUUUCUUCAAAAAGGACUGCAAUAUAUCUAUUUAUUUCUCUACUUAUAAUGUCUAUGACGAAUACAAACACAUUCACUCUGUCUAUAGAGGAUUCAUAUUUGUCCCUAGCUGACAAACAAGUUUUAACGGAGUUUCGUUCAACUAUGCUCCCAAUUAUACAGAAUGCAGUUACUUAUCAAAAUUUUUCUAAUGAGUUUCAUGAUGAUAUUUGUAAAAUAGGAUUGGUUACAUUGAAUUAUUCCCUUGAAUUCAACCUUUUAAAUCUUGAAGAUAUUUUGGAUAUUACUCCAGUAAUACAGACGCACAUUACCCAUUCAAUAUAUCGCCUUCUUUUUAAUGAUUCCAUAGGAAUAUAUUCACUCGUUUUAAGAGUAUUUUGGAAUCUAUUUGUAAAUUUUAGGUCUUAUAUAAAGAGUCAAAUUGAAAUAUUUAUCACUCAUUUAUUGGGAACAAUCACGAAUUUUAUUUCAUCUUCCAGAUGCUUAAUAAAACCAGAAAUAGUAGAUAUGAAUAUGGAAUUUAUUUUAGACCUAUGCAAGCAUCCAGAGUUGCUGGUGGAAAUUUAUCUAAAUUAUGAUUGCGAUAUCAGAUGCUCUAACAUAUUUGAUCUGUUAAUAAAAACAUUAAUUUCAUGUUUAACUUCAUUCGAUGACGAUAAUUUAACAAAUACAAAUAAUCAACAAAGAACAAAGAGAAAUAUAGGGAAGGGCUCUAAUAAGAAAAAAUUUGUGACUAGCCCGCAACACAGAUUAUCAUCUCAUAAUAUCGAAGGUAUAUCCUGGAAUUAUGAAAUCAUGGGGGCUUAUGGAAUUAAAAAGAUUUUGAAGUUCCUUACGAGUAAUGAUAUGGAAGAUUCUGAGAAUAGGAAUUCUAAACUUAAUUCUGAAAUUAUUGAACAGAAGAAGUGGAAAGAUGAGUUAUCAAAUGCAGCAAACAUAUUCAAUAGAUCCUAUGCGGAAAGUGAAUGGAUAUCAUCUAUUAAGGAACUAAAUCUUAUUAACAAUGUUGAAAACUCGAAUGAUAUAGCUAUAUUCAUAAAGUAUACACCUGACCUUGAUCUAAAAAGAGUUGGCGAAUACUUGGGAACGCAUAAGAAUCCUGAAUUCAUCAGAAGUGUUCUUAAUAAUUUUGCAGGUUUACAUUGCUUUUCUGGAUUACCUGUCGUAAUGGCCAUCAGGUACUUUCUUUCCUCUUUCAGACUUCCCGGUGAAUCUCAACAAAUAGAACGUAUUAUUGAAACAUUUGCGAAGGUAUAUUUUGAAUCACAGCCAAUAAAAAAGGUCGAUUGUUCAUCUGAAGAAAAAGAUUCACCUAGAUGGAUAAUCCUAGAGAAACAUUACUGGGAAUUGGUAUAUUCACAACCUAAUACCAAUGCAGCUCCUGUAGAAUAUACUCCCGAUACUAUUGGUGAUAUAAAUUUCGUUUUUCAAAAGUACCUAAUAUCAAAAGAUCUGGUACCACUAAUAACUAGAGAAAGGUUUACUAAAAUCUGUGAAUCGCUAAAUGAAAUUAAUAAUUUAAAAUCUGAUAUGGUGGUUAAUGAAGUAAAUUUAGAGGCAGAUAAUGAUGUUAAAGAAACGCAUAUAAUACAUAGUUCAGAAAUAAAAACGGGUUUUGUAUCGUUAGAGAAUUCCGAUGUUAUUUUUGUUCUAGCUUACUCCAUCAUAAUGCUCAAUACAGACUUGCACAAUCAACAAAUUAAAAAUAAGAUGAAACUAGAAGAUUUUAUUCGAAACAAUAAAGGAAUAAAUGGUGGAAAGAAUCUUCCCUUUGAAUUUUUGGAAGAUAUAUAUUUGUCCAUAAAAAACCAUGAAAUCAAAUUGCAUCAAAACAUUGAAUUGACAGAUAUUUCUUCCUACGAUCAACAUUUUUGGGUGGACCAUGUUUUGGAACGUCAAAAAAUCCUCGGUAAAUAUAUAACAGAUGUUUCAUCUGAUUCAUUUUUUAUAAAGGAACACUUGCUUAAAAUAUUUUGUCACAACAAUUUAGUCAAGUUUGUAAAUGAACUAUUUUUGAAUGCAAAAUCUGUCAACGAAUUGAAGCAACCCAUAAGGAUAUUUUGGUUAUUAAUACGACUUGGUUUAAAAUUUAAAAAAUAUGAUUUAAUUAACACAAUAUUUCAGUUAACAAGUAUUAAUGUAACAUAUUCUUUGACGUAUAGGUGUCAAAUAUCGAUUGCAUUUAUUUUCAAUGUAUUGGCUGUUGCAUCGGAUUUUUUCGAUUUUGAAUCGUGGUCAAAGACAAUGGACAUAGUUUUGAGACUAUAUUGUCUAAACCUUCUUCCAAUGUCUUUUGCAGCGUUUGAUCUUGAUUCCAGAAUUUACGGGAUGUAUGAGCCAUUGAAUGAUAGUCUUAUUGCUCCUAGUAUUAGAUUCAAAAGAAAUACAGAUUUAAAGAAAAAUGUUGGAUGGUUAGGUGGAUGGACGAAUUUCAUACCAUUCAACAGAACAAAUUCAAACACUAAUGAUCUGAAUAACCAAUCCGCAUUGACAUGUGACAAAUAUUUGGAUAAUGAAGAAUUAGAUAUGGAAGAUCAUCACUCACUUUUAUUUUUGUUCGAUGUUCAGUCAGCGACUAAAGAUAUCCUAGAGAAUCGUUUUUUUGAUGCGUAUUUAUUAAGAAAUAAGUUUAGUCCAAUAUAUUCCACUGAGGAUGAGGAUGCCAUAAAUGAGGUUACUAAGGCUUUAGGAAAUGAUGUAGAUAAAGAGGAAUUAUUGCCUCAGGUCCUUUCAUACAUGAAUAUGCGUUUGGCAUUUUUAAAUAUCUACAAGUUAGACGAUUUAUUCAUGGGUGCGGUAUCUCUUUCAUCGUAUCCUAGCUUUUUGUAUUGCUUAAAGGUUAUAAUAUUGGGUAUUUUCAAACCAAACAUAAGUGAUGAUUCUGAAACAGUAAUAAAUGAAAAUGAUACUACAUCACAAGAGAAAACUCAUAUGCCUAAAUUGGGGACUGUGAAAAUGGAUGUUACACCGCUAAAUGUAGGUUCAAUAUUGGAUCCGUCCCAAGUGGUACUAAAUGCAUUUAGAGAUAAAAUCGCUUCUAUAUUCAAUCUAGGAAUUUUUGCUAGAAUUAUAACGUUCGUUCUCAAGGAUUAUAAAGACAUAAAUCAAGGAGGAAAUGAAGAUGUAUUGAAAAAGCAGAAAAUAGUACUGGCAUAUACAAUAAGGUGUUUUGAUAUCCUUUGUAAAAUUUUCAUAAUCGAUACUGCAAUUCCGCAUCUACCCAGUUUAAAAUAUAUUCUUAAAACGUUCGGUCUAGAAGAUUGUGAAUAUGGCGUUAUUGAAACAAGCGAAACACAUGGUCCAUUAAAUUUGGAGCAAUCUUCAAAAACAUUGGAAAAAACAAAUUCCGUAUUAUAUUCUCAUAUUUGCACUACUUUGCUAAGGUUAAUACUGUGGUUUUCAGAAAAUUCUAGUAUGAAUGUUGAUUCUUCCAGGGAGAGUCCCGACGAGAAAGAUUCAGAAUCUCUGAGUGUUGAAAACAUGAAUAAACAUACUUAUGUAACUACCGUUUUUGAUAUAUACCACACAAUGUGUGCGUGGUUACUCCAUUUAAUUAUUCACUUUGAAAAUAAAGUUUUAAGUAGGCAUUUUGAUGCAUUGGCUAAGGUAUUAUACAAUCUUGCGGGAAAUCAAGACAUAUUGUAUGAUGAUUAUCUUGUUAAUCUUAUUUUGUGUGCUUUACAACGCAUAGUAAAUCCUCAUUUACCAUUUUAUAAUUCUUAUGAAAUAGCUUCAACUCAUUCUAGAGGACAAAAAAGGAAUGAUCUACAUUGCUCAAAUGGUUCCAUAAUAACACUCUUGUUGAGAGGAAGCAAAUGUUUAGUUGAUCUAGAUUCGUCUUAUAUCGCAAGGACAGCUGCUCAAACGCUUUUGUCGAUGGCACUAUUCUCAAAACCACUAAUUGAUAGUAAAAAUGGAAGACCCACUAAAGCGUCUGAUUGGAGUGAAAAUUUAAUCGCAAUCCAAUUACUUAUAGAAUUUAAAUCAUUUACUAAUGAUAAUAGUACCAAUAUAGAAUAUCUUUGGUUAUUAUCGUUACAUUGCCUUUCAAUAAUAUUUUCUGUUGGACCAAUUGAAGUAUCAAAUGAAUCGAUUAGGGGUAUGAAUAAGUUGUUACUGCAGGAAUCCUACCCAGCCACGAAAUGUACAGAAAUUACACAAAUAGUACGGAUAUUUGAUUAUAUAUUAGCACCAAUGUUAACAUCAAAGUUCCAAUACCCUCUACCAAGAGAACAUAUAACGUUACCCCUGGAAGAAAUCAUGGAUUCUGAACCACAGAAUAAGAAUUUUUGGCAUAUUGAAAAUCCAUUUAUGGAUAUAAAUGGGUGCGAUACAAACAUUGAAAAUGAUGCGUCAGAUAACAUAUGGAUGUCUGAUAUCAUUGUAAAGUAUUUAGAGGAGUGUGUUAACAUGGAUAUGGAAGAUAUAUCUGAUCGCAAAGCAUCGGCAACAAACCUAAUCUGCCACACAAUAUUAUCUAAACUAAAUAUUCUAAUAACCGGAGAAAUUCACAAUUAUGAAGAUAUAAGUAAACAUGUUGGAAGCAAUUUGGAAUGUAUACUUCAGUCAUCUGAUGGUGGCAAAUGUUCCGAAUUCUGUCUAAAACAAUUCAUCGUGAUUAUUCAAUACGUUUUAAAUGUAAUCAUACCAAGUAAUGGAGAGAUUCAUAAUGGAAUAAAUCGUGAUACAUACCUAGAAACACUGAAGAACUUUAUUUUGGUUCUACUUACAACUCCAGAACUUAAGCUGGCUCCAGAAGGAUGCAUCACUCACUUUUAUAAUGAUACAGAGUUAAAGAAUUGUUUAGGAAUACUCGAUGGUAUUUCUGAUCUGGAGGGAGUUAGCCCCGGGGAAUAUGUUUUGUCAGCGCUUUUAGCACACACACUAUCUGUUUCGGACUUGCUAAAGGAUCUGUUUCUAGAUAUCAUGAAGGUAGUUUUCCCAUCAAAAGAAUAUGAUAAAUAA
This is a messenger RNA of Theileria equi strain WA, 5643 nucleotides long. RefSeq names its product Sec7 domain-containing protein. The record is from RefSeq and is a predicted model, not a curated record. Bases 1 to 5643 code for a protein of 1880 amino acids. The transcript has 3 exons. Gene Ontology annotation, molecular function: guanyl-nucleotide exchange factor activity. Gene Ontology annotation, biological process: regulation of ARF protein signal transduction. NCBI's taxonomy places the organism in Eukaryota, Apicomplexa, Aconoidasida, Piroplasmida, Theileriidae.